Messenger RNA from Chaetomium strumarium, 1050 nucleotides. Its product is annotated as HAD-like protein. The record is from RefSeq and is a predicted model, not a curated record. Gene Ontology annotation, molecular function: beta-phosphoglucomutase activity; sugar-phosphatase activity. The transcript has 5 exons. Bases 1 to 741 code for a protein of 246 amino acids. Lineage: Eukaryota; Fungi; Ascomycota; Sordariomycetes; Sordariales; Chaetomiaceae.
AUGGGCAGCACAGAGCCACCACAGGCCGCCUUUUCGGCGCCGCCCGAGACCGCCACUUUCGACGGCCUCCUGUUUGACAUGGACGGCACUAUUAUCGACUCGACGGAUGCGGUGGUCAAGCAUUGGACGAGUAUCGGCAAGGAAAUAGGGGUCGACCCCGAAGUCAUCCUUGAGACGUCCCACGGACGGAGAUCCAUAGACACGCUCAAGAUCAUAGCCCCUGAAAAGGCAACACCGGAAUACGUCCAGCACAUGGAGAGCCAGCUCCCCAAGCUGUACGGCGCCGACGCCGUCGAGAUCCCCGGGGCGCGCGCCCUUCUUCAAGACGUGAUUGCGCACUCCACGCCCUGGACCAUCGUCACCUCGGGCACGGUGCCGCUUGUAACCGGGUGGCUCAAUGUCCUACAACUCCCCACGCCAGACCACCUCGUCACAGCCGAGUCGGUAGCCAACGGCAAGCCGGAUCCCGCAUGCUACCUCCUCGGGCGCGAGCGCCUGGGCCUCGGCGGCGGCGAGAAGCAGGUGCUCGUGCUCGAGGACAGCCCCGCGGGGAUCCGCGCGGGCAAGGCGGCCGGGUGCAGGGUGCUGGCCGUGGUGACGAGCCACACGGUCGAGCAGGUGCUGAGCGCCGGGCCCGACUGGGUCGUCCGGGAUCUGGCGUCGGUGAGACUGCUGCAGGCUGGUGGCGAGGACGGGAGGGUGACGCUGGAGAUUAGGGAUGCGUUGGCGAAGAGUAGGUGAAAGGACGGGGGGAAAAGGGUAAUAAGUAAGAGGGAGGGGGUUUGAGACUGAUGUGGGAAACUUGGAUGGUAGAAAAAUCCUGCUCUGUCGCCCUAAAUCGCACGACCUUCGUAGAUAAUGGGAAGCGUAAAGCUUGCCAUUCUUAUUCUUGGUUUUGUCGAUGACCGAAACGACCAUGCCCUCCCGUUCACAUGACCCUUUUUUAUUUUCUUUUCCAGUCUGGUCGUCAAUAUUCCCUGCGCAACGGUGUGUGACGCUUACAAUGACUCUGCUCGCCCCAGAACAAUCCAAACUCGCCGUCCAUAAUCC